AUGCCUCGCGAAAACCAAAAACGAGGUCGUCGGGCGACCGAAAAAGCCAAAAAGGAAGCAUCCAAACGGAAGCGCGACGAAGGAAUUGAAGAACCAACGCUUAAGCGAUUAAAGCCCUCAGCGGACGAGGACAACGCAGUCACCGCCGGCGCAGACUACGUACCUCUCGAAGGAGAGGAAUACGAUGACCAAUAUGCGACGGGAGCGGCAGAUGAAAUGCCUUUCUACGGUCUGCUUGACUCCGAAGAACAGGAAUAUUUCAGCAGAGCGAAUGAGAUGCUAGAGCUGAACCAAUUCGGGGACGCCGAGGAGCGCAGAUUAUUUGUAGACAGUGUGUUUCGGGAGGCUAGGGGGAAGGAAUUGAAAAUCGCUUGCAGUCAGUCGUGCUCGCGACUCAUGGAGAAGUUGAUAUCAGUUUCGGAUAUUCAUCAGAUCUGGAGGUUGUUUAACAAGUUCAUUGGACAUUUCUUGACGCUCGUACAGCAUCGGUUUGCGAGUCAUUGUUGCGAGAGAUUGUUCAUCAGCGCGGCACCAGGUGUGACGCAGAAGGCGUCGAAAACAAAGUCAAAAAAAGACGAUGAUAUCGAGAUGGAUGAAGAUGAAGAGCCGGAGCCGGAGCUGCCACUGGCGGAGAUGUUUAUGAAGGUCGUCGAGGAGCUGCAGGGAAACUGGGGAUAUUUGUUGACGGAACGAUUCGCGUCCCAUACAAUUCGGGUGUUGCUUCUUGUGCUUGCCGGAGAACCUGUCGACGUGUCUUCCAACGAUUCGGUUGUAGCGAGUCGCAAGAAGGAGAGACUGGGAGUUGUCGGUGGGGAGACACAGGAGAACAAUCCUUCAGGAGAGAAGAGGAGUGUUCCGGAGUCGUUUGAGGCUACGCUGAAGAAGGUCAUGCAGGACAUGGUCUCCGUACUCGACGAUACGUAUUUACGAGCUCUUGCAACGCACCCUGUCGGGAACCCGGUUCUACAGGUGCUGGUUCGGCUAGAGCUUUCUCACUUUGGGAAGUCAAGCGCGAAGCAACCCACGUCAAUCAUCAAGAGGCUGAUUCCUGAUGAGAAUUUUGAAGAUGAUUCCGAGACUACGAGAUUUAUUCGCGGCCUGCUCUACGAUCCUGUGGGUUCACGUCUCCUAGAAACAAUGGUACGAUGUAUGCCAGGGAAGAUGUUCAAGUCGCUCUACAGAAAUUACCUCCGCGACCAGAUGAGCUCUCUUGCUCGUAACCAGACCGCCGGCUACGUCGUGCUUAGGGUCCUUGAACGUUUAGGAAGAGAUGACUUGCAUGCUGUGAUGGAACAGAUUGUACCCAAGAUACCCAGCCUUAUAGAACGCUCUCGGACAAUCGUGCCAAAAGUGUUGAUCGAGAGAUGUUUAGCCCGAGGAGUUGAUACAAAGCCAAUUGCAAAAGCUCUCGAAUCUUCAUACGACUCGGAUCCUGCUCGCAGACUCGAACAGAUGCUCCGACUUGAGACGGCGAUGGCCGAUAAUAAAGAAAAGUCCGACAAGAACGGCCCGCCAGGUGAAUCCAACCCGGGCUCUGCUGCUGCCGAAAAACUGCACGGCUCAUUGCUCGCACAAACCAUCGUCACAGCUCCGGGGCAACUGAGCGAGCUCGUAUUCUCAAGUCUGCUCGCACUGUCUCCCGAAGUCCUUCUCAGUAUCUGCAAAGACCCAACGGCGUCGCGCGUAAUACAACAAGCCCUAACAUCGCCCGCCUCUUCUCCACAGUUCCGCCGACAAUUCACUACCCGCUUUACGAGUCAUAUGAACGAGCUUGCGCUUGAUAGUAGUGGAUCCCAUGUGGUUGAUGCUUUGUGGCCAGCAACCAAGGAUAUCUACUUUAUCAAGGAACGGAUGGCGCAAGAGCUAGCCCAGAACGAACUAGCUCUCCGCGACUCCUUCGUCGGACGUGCGGUAUGGAGGAACUGGGCGAUGGACCUUUACAAGAGACGCCGGGGCGAAUGGGCGGCCAAGGCGAAGGGAAGAGAUAUUACGAACGAUUCUGCUGAGAAACCCAAAUCGCGCCUCGAUAUGGCUCGCGCCAGGUAUGCUGCUAAACAGAGUGAGGCGACCGGUGCAAAUGCGGUGGCCGCGAAGCAAUAG
This is a messenger RNA of Aspergillus nidulans FGSC A4, 2100 nucleotides long. RefSeq names its product RNA-binding RNA processing protein NOP9 (gene nop9). Gene Ontology annotation, molecular function: RNA binding. The record is from RefSeq and is a predicted model, not a curated record. NCBI's taxonomy places the organism in Eukaryota, Fungi, Ascomycota, Eurotiomycetes, Eurotiales, Aspergillaceae. The transcript has a single exon. The coding region runs from base 1 to 2100 and encodes 699 amino acids. Gene Ontology annotation, cellular component: nucleolus.